Liolophura sinensis is the source of this 7115-nucleotide messenger RNA. RefSeq names its product serine/threonine-protein kinase 26-like. Gene Ontology annotation, molecular function: ATP binding; protein serine/threonine kinase activity. The transcript has 16 exons. Gene Ontology annotation, biological process: protein phosphorylation. The coding region runs from base 309 to 2372 and encodes 687 amino acids. Gene Ontology annotation, cellular component: cytoplasm. The record is from RefSeq and is a predicted model, not a curated record. Lineage: Eukaryota; Metazoa; Mollusca; Polyplacophora; Chitonida; Chitonidae.
GGCGGAGGUCUUGGGAGGCAGGACGACAAGUGGCAGGCAAGACAUGAAGCAAAGUGACAAACAUGCAGAAUUUUUAUUGAUUUAGACAACAGAUUUAAGUAAACUGUCUGGGAAUGCUCAGAUAAGCAACUUGGACUAAUCUGGCCUCGCCUGAAAAGGACGAAAACACACUGGAAUACCGGAACUAAGUGACCAAACCCGACUUGUGGCUUUUGAUUGAAUAAGUUGUCAGCGUAUAUCGAAUCAGUGGUGGGGAGCCGUUUAGUUGUGCCUGGCGAAGAGUUUACUUUUCUAGAGAAACAAACAUCAUGGCAGGGACAAACUCACAGGGACGAAUAGACCCAGAAGCCAAAUUUACUAAAUUGGAAAAGAUCGGAAAAGGAUCAUUCGGUGAAGUGUUCAAAGGGACGGACAAUGACACGCAGCAAGUGGUCGCGAUUAAGAUCAUCGAUCUGGAAGAGGCGGAAGAUGAAAUAGAGGAUAUACAACAGGAAAUCAUGGUUCUGUCACAAUGUGACAGUCCUUACGUCACCAAAUAUUACGGUUCAUAUCUGAAGGGAACAAAGUUAUGGAUCAUCAUGGAGUAUUUAGGGGGCGGCUCAGCGCUGGACUUGAUGAGGGCGGGCCCUUUUGAGGAACAAUACAUUGCCAUAAUACUGCGGGAAAUAUUAAAAGGCUUAGAUUAUUUACAUUCAGAGAAAAAAUUACACAGAGAUAUCAAAGCGGCGAACGUUUUACUAUCAGAGUCAGGCAAUGUGAAACUAGCAGAUUUUGGUGUAGCAGGUCAACUAACAAACACAACAAAUUAUCGUAACACAUUUGUAGGGACGCCAUUUUGGAUGGCACCUGAAGUUAUUAAGCAAUCCUCAUACGACACAAAGGCAGAUAUAUGGAGUUUAGGAAUCACAGCUAUCGAGUUGGCCAAAGGAGAGCCGCCCAAUUCUGAUCUCCAUCCUAUGAGAGUUCUGUUCCUCAUUCCUAAAAAUAACCCUCCUCAGCUUACAGGGAAUUACAGUCGGAAUUUUAAAGAGUUCGUUGAAGCCUGCCUAAACAAAGAUCCCGAUAAUAGGCCAACGGCUAAAGAAUUACUGAGGUAUAAUUUCAUCCGGCGAGCGAAACGAUCUGUAUUUUUAGUAGAACUCAUAGAAAAAUACCGCAAGUGGAAGCAGAAUGGUGGUGCAGAGUCCGACACGGACUCAGAGUCUGAAGAUUCUGAUGAUGAAAAUGGUGACCGCAAAGUUGACCCAUGGGUCUACCCUCCAACAGUUCGACCCAAAUCUGUGCGUAAAAUCGACGCCCUCUAUAGGGAACAGAUGGAGAAGAUGGAGAAGAUGAGCAGCGAACAGGAGAUGAAUGGCCAUAGCAGUAACAAUGGCAGCCAGGAUGCUGAUCGGUCAAAGUCAGGUGACCUUCCUCCAGCUGCCGGUUACCAUGACGACAACCAACCGAGUCUCGAACCCUCAGACCCGGUCUACGACCCACAGCCUCCGUCUGACGGCUUCAGCCAAGACUAUUCUUCUGACAGACUGCAAUCAUCAGAUCUUCAGCGUGGUUACAAUAAUUACGACAAUCGUACGCCUCCUAAAACUUCACCCAAACCUCAGUACACUCCUGGUGGUGGUUACUAUGUCAACCAUGCGAGGUCAGGCUCCACCCCCGUGCUAUCCCAUACGCAGCAGGACUUUAGGGAUCAAGUGAUGCAUCCCCGCAGUAUGUCUGAACUCGCGCCAGGAGCCGUCCCUUACCAGCCCAAUGGUGCAGCCAAUCGUCCUCUCAUAUCCCGGCCAAAGUCGCAGUUUGACAUGCCGACUGAUUACACACCUGUUCGGCAUCCUGUUUCCCCGCCUCCUUACGAGUCACUUCUUGUCACCAAAUCCCCACAACCCCGCCCAUCCCAUCCAAACAGCCGUCACUCACCAGUACAGUUACGACGAUCUAGCAUGGAUCCGCGGAUGGAUCGGCCAGCCUCGGCCAACAUGGCGAAUUACACGCCGAGGUCACUGGCCAAUUCCCAGCCGAUGCUUAAUGAUUUGCAUAUUUAUCCUCAGAUACGUCAGCAGAACCACGGCCCCCGCCCACCAUCUCCGCCCCCUCCAACCCUAGAUCGCGACCUCCCCCUCAACAUGCGCUCCUCAGCCACACUGUCCUCAACUGUGUUUCCAGUUAUCCACACGUUGCGAGAGAAGUACACAUCUGGGUCCUCCCUGCGCACGGAUGCAAUAGACGGGUUACGGAACGCUUUCACGAUGGUGGAGAACGCCUGCCCUGGGAUCAUAGACGACCUGGUCGGGGAGGUGGUGUCACGUCUUGGCAAACAGUCCUCGGUCAGUGACAGCACCAUCCACAGAGCACUGGACAAACUAAAGAGGUGAGACGGAGCCUCGUAGUUGUGUGAAUGGAUCCCAGUGACUGUGUUAUAGACUACUUGUAAAGAAGACAUAUCUGGAGUAUUAGUGCAUCAUGACUUUCCCUGUACAUUUGCCCUGUGCUGUCUGAGUGUGGGAGAUGGCUGACGAGGGUGUACAGGGUGUACAUCAUCUGUCGCGGCAAACCCUGUACAUUUGCCCUGUGCUAUCUGAGUGUGUGAGAAGGCUGACGAGGGUGUACAGGGUGUACUUCAUCCGUCGCGACAAACCCUGUACGAUCACAACUAUAGCAAUCACCAUAUUUGUAUAUAUAUACUUCCCUGUUCCUUCAGGUGAUAAACCUUGUGACUAAAGGGUCUGGCAGAUUACGAUGAUUUUGCGCCAGCAGGGCAGGGAGGAUUACGGCUAAUUUGGUACAUCCUGGAAAAGGACAAUGUUUGGUCUGUUUCUCUUAUAUAUUGACAAUUGAUGUAUGGAUUCAAGGCGUUUACAAACGACAGCUCUAUUGCAAAGUUUUUAGGUGUGGUCUUCAGAUCAAAGAGCCUGGAAGUUAUGGAUGAAAGGUAUGGAGACUUUGGAACUAAAUGGACACAGUCUUAGUUCUGUGCCAUGGAAAAAAUACAGGUUGUUCCCGACCAGGAACUAUGUUGGUGAUGUAUAAUGUGUUCCAGUAGCCUAGGUGACGACCUGGAUGUGCUCUUUGACCUUGAGGGUGCCUAGCUGACUUCCAAGGAAAUGUCCAGUCUGAUCAUAGGACAGGACACGAGGGAGCUACUACAGCCGCCCUGUAGCCAUUGGACCAGGACUGGAGAAGUGUGCAGCAUUUAAAUAACAAUGUGGGUUUUGUGACCAGAUUUUCACUGCUUCUGACCCUGUCUCUUAUAUACCUGUCACAAUCUUUUUUAACAGUGCUAUGCUGUUUGCUGUAAUUCUUUAGCUGGUCAAACUGUUCCCGAUCACCUGAAAGCUAGAUACGCCCAUGACAACACGUGUACAUAUAAGCACCAUACAACUGAAAAAAACUGCCCGAUGGACAAUUAUACUACAUGUAGUUAGUUAUGGAGUCCUUAAGAGGUCUUACUUUAUGCUGUGUUUUAUUGAUUAUAAUUGAUGUGUGCUAUUGGAACUGUAUGUACAUGUCUGUAUAUGUGUAUACAUGUAUGGAAAGGUGUAAAGAGUCAUUGGCACAUAUGGAUGUGAUCAUCGAUGUCCUUUGUGGCAGCUGACACGAAUUAUGCGAAAAAAACAUCAGCGUGUCAAUUAUUAUCAGAACCCGCUUACUGGUUGUGUGUUUGGCAUGGAGCAUGUUGAAAUGGAGAUGAGAAAGAAAAAAAAAUGUUUAUCUUAAGUCAUGAAAAGCAGCAGCAACUGUUGUUUUUGCUGUUGUGUGUUGCGUACUCAUGAGAAGAUUUGCUGUGCUUCUCCCUUGUUUAAUCAGAAGCUGGUAUUCUGAAAUUAUAGCUUAGGCUUUGUAAAUAGAUAUUUUUGUGGAAAAAGAAAGAAAAACAUGCUAAUGAUGAAAAAUGACCUACAGCAAAUUCUUAAAGCUUGAGACUCUGGAGAGCUACCACCUGGAGGCUUGUUUUAAGUACACAGCCCUUUCCAUCCUGCAGUUUCCCUGAGCUCAGUGUCUUCUAAGUCGUUCAUGGGAAAUAUCUCUUCAGCACGUGUACAUGUACUAUACAGGUUUUUAUGUUCUGUCAUUGAAGUCGGUAAUGUGGCUUAUACACUUGAGUAGAUCAAGUCAUUGGCAAGAUCUGAACAGUGUCCUUCCAUGAAAAUGUUGGCUGCCAUUGUGUAAGUGAAAUAUUCUUAGGCGCUGCUUAAAACACUAAUCAAAUAAAUAUUUUAGCAAGGUCGUUGAAGGUCAACUGGCUGCCAUUGUUCAGUUGGAACCUACUUAGCCUGCAUUGAACCCCACAAUCUCUUUCUAUUUGUCCAUGUAACCUUUUCAAAACAGUUCUCAGUGCAUUGUGUAGAAAGUAACAUGUAACAGGAAACUGCCUUAAAAAUGCUGAACCAACAAAUACAGAACAUACUGUGAAGUAAAGAGGUGCCUUGAUAUGAAGAUAGCCUGUGAAAUGCUGAGAUUUUCAAGACAAAUCUUAAUGUGAAAAUAAGAAGGCCCUUUACAUUACCAGAGUCAGUGGAUUGUGGAAUGUUGCUGAAUAGGAAAAUUCUGCCUUUUAAUUGUCUGUCCAGCACCUGGACGGUACAAAACUUCAGUUGAAAGUCUUCUAGGGUGUAUUUCAUUUUCUGACUAAAUGAGUCUGACUGCUGACCCCUGAUCCCCUGAGUGGAUUUCCAGGUUUUCCACAUAGCUAAUUUGAGAUGUCUUUAGUAAAAAUGAAACAGAAACAUACAUAUAUACAUGUCUGUGUGUAUAUCUUCCUUCAUCUGUUACUGAACUGCUUACAGUUUGGUGCAAUUAAUGCGUUAGAUAUUUGAUGAUGGUGAAAUUGAUCAGAAUAUGGCAAAGGAAAUCCUUUCAGGGUGAUAGGAUCGUUAUGAUAUGACUGAAGUAUUGCCAGUGUGGUGUUCAGCGCUAAUCAUUUAUUCUCUGUAGUAUGAUUCUGAAAUACCAGAUCUACUGAAAGACGGCUAAGUAUUUUAAGAUUCUGAAAAAAGAUUCUUAAAGUUUUUUUUUUUUUUUGUAUUGCUCAUCUGACUACUUCACUUAUUUGCGUCUUUGUGCCGGCUGUCAGUUUCUGGUGUGUGGAUCUUCUGUAGAGUCUUUGUUUAUGGUAGAUGGCAAGUGAUGUACAUUUACUUUGCCACGAGUUUAACGGAAAUAUUGUUUUUAAUGUUACCUUCACAUUGAAGUGAUGAUCUUGUGGAUAUCUGGAUAAAAUGCACGCCCUAUUGUUUUUUUUUGUUUUUUUUUUUUUUUGUAAAUACAGAAACAAUACAUAAAGGUUGUGUUUUGGAGCGGGCACAAUGGCAUGAUUAAGGUGCAUGUGUGAAAAUGUCAAAAGUGCGUCAUAUAUAAAUGAUAUAUACAAGAAAUAUAAUAUACAUACGAACGUAUAUAUAUAUAUAUUUUAUCUAGGAGCCUAAAACCAAAGGCAUUAGUUUGUUCCUCAAGUCAGUUGUACAUGUACAUGCCAGGCCAACUAACCCCACCCAACCCCACAAAUUUCCCCUCACAAUAUGACAUCAUUCCAUGCACAUAAUCCUGUGUGAUUCCAGUUGUUGACCUAAUUUUGGCACAUUUAUGCACUUUCUCCAACUAGAUCAAUUUUCCUUAUACUUAACCUGCAUAUAUUUCUGUUAUGUGACAAAGUCUACCAUGUUUGGGGUCUCUUUUUUUUCCAAUUUUGUUUUUGGACAGGUACAUGUAUCAGUCAGAAAGAUAGUUCAUGUUUCAGUAAUCUUCUACUUCAGUCUGCUAUUUGCCCAUAUUUCAGUGUAGUUGUUUUUUGUUCUUUUUGUUCUUUAUUAUUUUCUUUUUUGGCUGGAGCAAAAAGAAACACUUAACCUUUCCCGUGAAAAUGUCUCAUGUAAUUGUUACUUGUAGUAUUAUAUACAAACAGGAGUGUACAAAUUGUUAACUUUUCCAUAUUACAGAAUAGUUUAUUUUCCUGGUGAGUAGCGAAAUUUACAAAUGAAGAGUCCUAGAGUCCUGUCUGACUUGAAGCAGGCAGAUGUGUGGAUGAAACAAAAAAACAAGCGUAGGCGUGGAAAUAAGAUAGGUGUUGAGAUGCCCCCGUCACCUCAGCGUUUUAUGCGAUCUCGAAACACUUUGUAAAUACACAGACAUUGUACAUAUGCUUGACCAGGGGUGAUUAUGUGGAGGGUUGACUUCGGGGCAGAAUGUCUGUAAGCUUGAUGUCUGUCUGUGUGUCUGUCUAGCACUCGUAUGAUCAGAGGGGCUUGUUCAUCGUUUGUUCCCCUAUUUUCUGUAUCAUGCUUCUCUUUUUGUCUGUAGGUAGACCUCCAUGAGUUCCCACAGUUCCAAAACGACUGGAAUUUGUGCACUCCAGUUAAAGUUUAUAAAGAAUUUUAUUAAGCUUGAUUGUCCAUAUUCUAUUUUGUAUCAUUUUGUGUGUGUUAUGUAUAUAUUUUGCAAAACAAAGUUUUCCCUGAAAAUUCCAGAUGUGAGAAUGGAGGCUGAUAAAAGAGGUCAUGGGAUGUUUUCUAAAGUCUUUAAAACAGUAUAUCACAUUUACAAGUAACUAGAAAUGUUGAAUCUGGUCUGCGUAUUGACAGGAGACAUCAGUGACGUAAUACAGGACUCGUAAGGACACAAAAAUCAGUUCAUUUUCGCCUUUAAGUGCGAAAUUUGCUGUGGAUUAAUGUUCUUUUUUAUAACUUAGUCAUUUACAUUACGUAUUUUCCAUAAAUGGUACAGUCAGCCUUUUCAUUUACUUCUAUCGUAUCUGGCAUCAUCUGUUAAAUGCUAAUUUAACAGGUUAAUUGCUGAACACUGAUAAACCUGUUAGAAGAAUGGAUCUUUGUAUUACUCCUUGCAAUACUUGGAUAUCCAUGGAUUUGCAAAGUUUCUGAUGUCUUAUUUAAACCCUUUACUGUAAAAUCCAUGGAUGGGAAACUUAUCCGUCAUGGAAAAUCACAUGUAUCCACAAAUUAUUCAGGAUCCCGAAGAUAACUGUGUGCAACUCUGAGUCUGUUAUUUAAAGAUUUACACGUAACCAUCUGCAUCCAUCUCGUACUUUUAUUACGAGUAUGUGUUGGUUGGAAACCAACCGCCUGAUCUUAAACAAAAUGGCACACACACACACACACAGAGAC